Molecule: messenger RNA, 329 nt
Organism: Racocetra persica
Lineage: Eukaryota; Fungi; Glomeromycota; Glomeromycetes; Diversisporales; Gigasporaceae
Source: the annotation of a GenBank genome assembly
UUAGCAUGGAACUUUUGGACAUAGGACGACAUUGUGCAAAGUCCGAUUGCAAACAAUUAGAUUAUCUCCCCAUUAAAUGUCAAUAUUGUAAAAAAGAGUUUUGCUUCAACCAUUCAAAGCCCAGCGAACAUAAUUGUAGCGAUGCACCUAGUGGAGACGGUGAGCGAGUUCCAAUCUGUCCCUUGUGUGGAGUGCCUGUUCCGAUUGUCAGAGGCGAGGAUCCCAAUAUUAAACAAAGGGUUGUAAUCCACCACCCACAACUAAUUCAUCGAAGCCAUUCAACUCAUGCUCUUUUAGUAGAUGCAAAGAAAGGGUUGCAAUCCGUGUGA